AUGACCCUUUCAACGACAGAUCUCAUCGAAACCUCCGGCCUUGGACUGGACUCCGCCAAGCGGAUCACGCAGGAGGCGUUGGCGGGGGCGGAUGAUGGCGAAUUGUUUGUCGAAUAUCGUCAGACGGAAGGUCUGGUGUUCGACAACGGACGCUUGAAAGGGGCCAAUUAUGACACGGCUCAGGGCUUUGGCUUGCGGGCUGUUGCCGGCGAAGCAGCCGGUUAUGCUCAUGCAGGCGAUAUCUCCGAGGCCGCGCUGAAGCGUGCGGCGGAUGCCGUCAGCGCGGUGACGAAGGGGUAUUCGGGCAGCUACGCAGCAGCACCCGCGCGCACAAAUCAGUCUCUUUACACCGAUGCCAAUCCGCUGGGAGGACCGAGUUUCGAGGAAAAGGUGAAGCUGCUGCAGGAGAUCGAUGCCUAUGCAAGGGCAAAAGACCCGCGGGUCCGCCAGGUGACGGCGUCACUUGCCGGCUCCUGGCAGGUCGUGGAAAUCCUGCGUGCUGAUGGACAUCUCGUUCGCGAUGUCCGUCCGAUGGUGCGCCUUUCGAUCUCCGUGGUUGCCGGCAAUGACGAACGCCAGGAAAGCGGAAUGUUUGGCUGCGGUGGCCGUGAGGGUUUCGAACGUUUUGUUACGGCAGAGAACUGGCAGGGCGGUGUUGACGAAGCCCUUCGUCAGGCACUCGUCAACCUUGAAGCCGUGCCCGCCCCGGCAGGGUCUUUCGAUGUUGUGCUCGGUCCAGGCUGGCCGGGAAUACUGCUCCAUGAAGCAGUCGGUCACGGCCUUGAGGGCGAUUUCAACAGAAAGAAGACCUCGGCUUUCGCCGGACUGAUGGGUGAGCGGGUCGCGUCGCCGGGCGUCACGAUUGUCGACGAUGGCACGAUACCCGAUCGGCGAGGGUCCCUGAGUGUUGACGACGAGGGCACUCCGGCCGGUCGCACCGUCCUGAUCGAGGACGGUAUUCUUACAGGAUAUAUGCAGGACCGUCAGAACGCCCGCCUGAUGGGCAUGGAGCCGACCGGUAACGGCCGUCGGCAAUCCUUUGCACACAUUCCGAUGCCGCGUAUGACCAACACCGUGAUGAUGUCCGGAGACAAGGAUCCGGAAGAGAUUCUUCAGUCGGUGAAGGAUGGUAUCUAUGCUGUUUCCUUCGGUGGCGGCCAGGUUGACAUCACCUCCGGAAAGUUCGUGUUUUCCUGUACGGAAGCUUACCGGGUUGAAAACGGCAAGGUCGGUGCUCCCGUUAAGGGGGCGAUGCUGAUCGGCAAUGGCCCUGACGCCCUGACCCGCGUUGCCAUGAUCGGCAAUGACAUGAAGCUCGACCCCGGCAUGGGAACUUGCGGCAAACAGGGGCAGGGUGUCCCGGUCGGUGUCGGGCAACCCUCCAUGCGCAUCAACGAGUUGACUGUCGGAGGGACGGCUGUCUGA
This is a messenger RNA of Effrenium voratum, 1425 nucleotides long. NCBI's taxonomy places the organism in Eukaryota, Dinophyceae, Suessiales, Symbiodiniaceae. The record is from the annotation of a GenBank genome assembly.